Messenger RNA from Sinocyclocheilus grahami, 1209 nucleotides. RefSeq names its product mitochondrial ribosome-associated GTPase 1 (gene mtg1). The transcript is spliced from 11 exons. NCBI's taxonomy places the organism in Eukaryota, Metazoa, Chordata, Actinopteri, Cypriniformes, Cyprinidae. Gene Ontology annotation, cellular component: mitochondrion. Gene Ontology annotation, biological process: mitochondrial translation. The record is from RefSeq and is a predicted model, not a curated record. Bases 230 to 1189 code for a protein of 319 amino acids. Gene Ontology annotation, molecular function: GTP binding; GTPase activity.
AUCUGUCUAUGCGGUUUUGCUCGCUCAGCUGUCACUAGUUCCCCUGCCGAUCCUGUAGGUGGCGAUGAUUGAGUUCCUUCCUGUACAGUCACAGCACAGAAGAAGUAUGGCAUCUGUAGGAGAAUGAUAUUUGCUAGUUUGUAAGGUCUCUGUUUAGACGAUUUUGUUAGCAAGUAGCGGUCUUGAUUGAGCAAAUUCAUUCUGUAUUCAGACCGGCCGAGCGGCUACGAUGAGGAUUUAUCAUUCUUUACUCAAUGCUGCCAAGUUUAGGAAAGUGUUUGACUUUGGUGAGCGAGAGGUGGCGCAUUGGUUCCCUGGACAUAUGGCUAAAGGACUCAAGCAGAUGAGAGACAGUCUAAGGAAGGUUGAUUGCAUUAUAGAGAUCCAUGAUGCUAGAAUACCCUUUUCUGGAAGAAAUCCCUCAUUUCAAGAGAGUCUUGAUGUCCGGCCACACAUACUUCUACUGAACAAGCUGGAUCUGGCAGACACGUCAAAAAAGCAGAGUAUUCUGAAGCAGCUUGACAGAGAAGGUGUGAGGAACGUUUUAUUUACAGACUGUUUAAGACAACGAGAUGAGAAUGUGAAAAGGAUUGUUCCUCUUGUGACAGAGUUGAUAGGAAGUGGGUCACGUUUUCAUAGAGAAGAGGACAGAAGUUACUGCCUGAUGGUCGUUGGUGUGCCAAAUGUGGGGAAAUCAUCACUGAUUAAUGCUGUAAGAAGAACAUAUUUGAAAAAAGGCAAAGCUUCAAAAGUAGGAGGUGAACCAGGAAUUACAAAAGCUGUCCUGACAAAAAUUCAGGUUUGUGAGAGACCCAUAAUUUAUUUACUGGACACCCCAGGGGUCCUGCCACCUAGAAUAGAGAACAUAGAGACAGGAAUGAAACUUGCUUUAUGCGGUACCAUUUUGGACCAUUUAGUUGGUGAGGAUGUCAUUGCAGAUUAUCUGCUAUUUUCACUGAACAGACGGGAAAGAUUUAGUUACAUUGAAAAGUACAAUCUUGAAGAGCCUAGCGAUGAUAUUCAGCAUGUGUUGAAGUGUAUAGCGGUGAAGCUCGGCAAGACCAAGCGUGUGAAGGCCAUCACUGGAGUUGGCAACAUCACUGUCCAGUUACCAGACUACAGUGCAGCAGCCUAUGAUUUCAUCAGAGCAUUUCGCAAAGGAGAACUUGGGAAAGUUAUGCUUGAUUAAUAGCUGAUUUGCAAUUAUUG